UAUAAAACAUUUAAAAAAUGCAGGUACAUCAUGAUAGACUAAAAGGCAGAGAACUUAAAAUUAUACCUGAAGACAGAAAAAUGCCUGGCCUACAGAGUGAAGGAACAGCAGCUAACGGCAGUCCAGUAAAGAAGAACAGACUGUCUCUCAAGUUUUUCCACAAGAAGGAGACAAAACGUGCCUUAGACUUCACUGAUGCACAACCAGAAGACCAGAAACAUACAGAACCAGAAGCACCCGAAAGUUGUGACCAGGUCGUGCCCGCCCCUCAGCCAUCGUCCCCUCUUACCUGUGAGCGAAGAGAGAGCCUAGUACCUUUUGUUGGGUUGAACAAUCUGGGGAACACCUGCUACCUGAACAGCAUUCUGCAGGUGCUGUACUACUGCCCUGGGUUUAAAGAUGGGAUUAAAACAUUGUACAGCUUGCUGUCAAAGACGAAAGAGAAUCUGAACAACAAUGCUGACAAAAAUGAAGAGCAUCAGGCAGGUCCUGAGGAGGUCUUGCCUGUGAACGUGGAACUGCUCAGCAGCUUUCAUAGCUUGAUCCUGUCUCUAGAGCAGCUUCAGUCCAGCUUCCUGCUCAAUCCUGACAAAUACAGCGAUGGGGAGCUGGCCACACCUCCCCGCAGACUGCUCAGCAUAUUGCGGCAGCUGAACCCCAUGUAUGAGGGAUACUUGCAGCAUGAUGCCCAGGAGGUGCUCCAGUGCAUUCUGGGAUACAUCGAAGAAGCUUGUGAGACCAUCAAGAAGGAGCACAAAAGUCAUGAGACUGAUGACCAGCAGGCAGGGCAGGCCAAGGUAAAAGAGGAAGGGCUGGAAAGUGCUGUCCACGAGGCCAGCAGCAGUACCACUCACAGCACUAGUGACAGUCCACAAACCAGGGAGGCAGCAAAAGACCCAGAACAGGAGGAAAAUCUGGAUGGUCAAGUCACCGGGAAGAGGAAGAGUGACACCGAGGUAGGCAAUGCCAAAAAGAAGUCAAAAUCCCUCAAGGUGAAAAAAUCGGAAGAGGAGAGCAAGCACUUCACCCGCUCCAAAAGGAAGUCUUCCAGCGACAUCAGCGCGGAGAGCUCCAAAGAGGAGCACAACGAGGAGAGCGACUCCGAAGGAAAGAACGACGGCGCGUCCAAAGCGCCCACCAAGAGGAAGAGGCGCUCCCGGCUGAGCUGGCUGAAGCCCUCGGGGAAGCAGCCCAGCAUCUUCUCCAAGUUCCGCAGCAUGGGCAGGCUCAGCUCCCACGCGGGAGGGAAAGCUGAAGCCGGGGACGACCAGGAGGGAGGAGAUUCCCUCGCCUCCAAGAAGGAUGAGGACACCAAGGGCGACGAGACGUCCGAGGGGAAAGGAAAGAUGACGAAUGAAGCGGCGUGCGGCUUUGACCUGAUGGAGCGGAUGUUCCAGGGUCAGCUGGUCCUGCGGACUCGCUGCCUGGAAUGCGAGUGCUACACGGAGAGGAGGGAGGACUUCCAGAACAUCAGUGUGCCUGUGCAGGAGGACGAGCCCUCCCCGGCCGACAGCGGCUCCGAGAUCUCUCCAGACCCCAAGUUGGAGCUGAAGACCCUGAAGUGGGCCAUCUCCCAGUUUGCUUCUGUGGAGAGAAUAGUGGGGCAAGACAAGUACUUCUGUGAGACCUGCCAUCACUACACUGAAGCAGAGAGGAGCCUCUUAUUUGAUAAAACCCCUGAGGUUGUAACAAUCCAUCUCAAAUGCUUUGCAGCAAACAGUUCGGAGAUCCACCCUUAUGCAGGCCUCUCCAAGGUGAACACCCCUCUGCUGACCCCUCUGAAGCUGUCCCUGGAGGAGUGGUGCAGCAGGCCGUCUAAGGAGCACUAUGAACUGUUUGCCGUGGUCAUGCACAGCGGGGUCACCAUCAGCAGCGGUCACUACACUGCCUUUAUCAAGAUGAUGGAUCUGAAGGACGUGAAGCUGCAGCAGCAGGUCGAGCUGGUGGAGAACAUGAAGGAAGAGGCCCAGGCCUACGGCCCAGAGGAGUACGAUGAUGGCGAGGUCUCCUUCAGCUUCGGCCCAAAGCCCCACGUUGCCACCGCUGGAAAAGUGGGUAACAAGAAGCCCUCAGAUGGGGUGGGGCUUUUGGGAGGACAGAGGAGUGUCUCCAGCUUUGAGCUGGGGGGCAGCAAGCAGGCCAACCCAGACAAGGCUGCCGCGACUGACUGUGUGAAAACCGAGCGGACAGGCAGGGGCCCGGGAGACGAUGUGGUCAAAAAGGAGGGGGGUAGAGGGAACCCCAGUGUUAACGCUGAUGCGGAGGGGGGCGUGGUGUCCACAGAGACCACCUACGACCUGGCCCUGCGCAGUCUGUUGGACUAUGAGGGGAAAUGGAUGCUGUUUGACGACUCAGAGGUGAGGCUGUUUGAAGAGAAGGACUUUCUGAAUGCCUGCUCUCCAGAGACAUGCUCAACAUCCACCCCCUACCUUCUUUUCUACAAAAAAGUCUGUCAAGAAUAAAGCGAGUUAGUCUGCCAUCUUACCAUGUCUCUGGUUUUGCAUUUCUCCAGCUUGACAGUUGGUGAUUUUUAUAGCCCAUGCCAAGUGUGACACCCCAUGUCAGAUGUGUCCUUUUGUGCAGUUUGUGAGCAGUUUUUGAACAGUUUGUUUGGUUAUUUAGUUUGUACAGCACUUUGGCAUGGUUAUGGCUUCUAAGAUGCAUUGUAAGAUGGCAUUCAAAAUUUUCUGUUUUUGGAGUAUAAAUGUAUAUUUUCUCAUGCACCUUUUUUCCAUUUUAGAUUUCUACAAAAAGUGCAUUUAUUCUUGUACACUUGUCAGCUCUACUUUCAGCCUCUACAUCAGGGAACAUUGUAACAUACAUGAAAGUGAACCACUACUGUAAAUAAAGGUUUUAGAUUUUACCCAUACUAACCUGUAACUGCAAUGACUGACAUACAAAACGUAUAGUGCAAUAAACCCAAGGAUAAUCAAACUAGAAA
Messenger RNA from Megalops cyprinoides (Indo-Pacific tarpon), 2941 nucleotides. It is a transcript of the gene usp1, whose product is annotated as ubiquitin specific peptidase 1. NCBI's taxonomy places the organism in Eukaryota, Metazoa, Chordata, Actinopteri, Elopiformes, Megalopidae. Gene Ontology annotation, molecular function: cysteine-type endopeptidase activity; cysteine-type deubiquitinase activity. The record is from RefSeq and is a predicted model, not a curated record. Gene Ontology annotation, cellular component: cytosol; nucleus. Gene Ontology annotation, biological process: protein deubiquitination; regulation of DNA repair. The transcript has 9 exons. The coding region runs from base 18 to 2462 and encodes 814 amino acids.